Molecule: messenger RNA, 3825 nt
Organism: Pichia kudriavzevii
Lineage: Eukaryota; Fungi; Ascomycota; Pichiomycetes; Pichiales; Pichiaceae
Exons: 1
Coding region: 1-3825 (1274 amino acids)
Biological process (GO): nuclear-transcribed mRNA catabolic process, 3'-5' exonucleolytic nonsense-mediated decay
Cellular component (GO): Ski complex
Molecular function (GO): ATP binding; RNA helicase activity; RNA binding
Source: RefSeq, a predicted model, not a curated record
AUGGGUGGAAUCGACAUACUUUAUAGCAAACUUUUAGAGGUGGAAACAUCUGACGGAGUUGCUUUAAAACACGACACUUGUUUAGAGAAAGAGCAAAUUUCCGAUACCACAGAUGAAAAAGGUGAUAUCAACAGCCAAGAACUGGUUGAUCAGUAUCUAACACCAACAGAUAAGCUAUCGUGGAGCUUAUUGAAUGAAUUAGAUAGUUGUCCAGACAUAACUCCAGGAAAAGAAGAUGAAUUAGAUUCUUCAAUGAUAAAAUUACCCGGAUUACUAAAUAGAACAACAAUUAGAUUUAAAAGGUCCGGCAUUGAUGGCAAAAUUAUAUCAUUUUCCGAAGAAUUGUCUCCAGACGCCUUAGAAGACACUCAAGGUGCCUCUUCUUUAGCAUUCAGUAGAAAGUUUAACACUGACUCCAAACUAAAUGUUCGUGGCUCCUCUUCCAAUUUGCCGUUUAUGCCGGGUGGGUUAAACCAAGAGGGAGAAACACUACAAUCUAAGGCAACAAGAUUUUUACAUAGGGAUCAGAAUGGUUUGUUUGAUAUCCCACAGGGCUUCAAAAGGGGCCUAUCUGAUACGACCUCUGCAAAAUCAGAGAAAAUAGACAUCGCUCUUGGAGAUACUGAGAAUAUGGAAGAACUUGAGAUACUCCCGGAACAAUCAUCAGACACCUGUGAGGAAAUAGGUACAGAUGGGUUGGAUAAAUCGGUAAAGGUGGAUAAUGAAGUGGUGGAAGUGGUGGAUCACGAAAUUGAUGAUGAAAUAGGGGAUUUAAUUCCAAAAGACACUUUGUUCAAGCCGUCGAUGGCCACAGACUCAUUGAUGAAUCAGCGUAAACGGAAAACGAAAUGGGCGCAUGUUGUUGAUUUGAAUCAUAAGAUAGAAAACUUCGAUGAGUUAGUGCCCAAUCCAGCUAGGACUUGGCCUUUUGAAUUGGAUAUUUUCCAACAAGAGGCUGUAUAUCAUUUAGAACAGGGUGACUCCGUCUUUGUUGCUGCGCACACUUCAGCAGGUAAGACUGUUGUUGCGGAAUAUGCAAUUGCAAUGGCACAUAAGAAUAUGACGAAAUCCAUCUAUACAUCACCUAUCAAAGCAUUAAGUAAUCAGAAAUUCAGGGACUUUCGGCAAACAUUUGAUGAUAUUGAUGUGGGUGUCAUUACUGGUGAUGUGCAAAUCAAUCCAGAGGCGAAUUGUUUGAUCAUGACCACGGAAAUUUUAAGAUCAAUGUUAUAUAGAGGGUCUGAUAUAAUCAGAGAUGUAGAGUUUGUGAUUUUUGAUGAAGUGCAUUAUGUUAAUGAUGUUGAUAGAGGUGUCGUUUGGGAAGAAGUAAUUAUCAUGUUACCGGAACAUGUUAAAAUUAUUCUCUUGUCUGCCACGGUUCCAAAUACUCUAGAAUUUGCUUCCUGGGUUGGUAGAACUAAACAAAAAGACAUAUACGUUAUCUCGACGCCAAAAAGACCUGUUCCUCUUGAAAUUUUUAUUUUUGCAAAGGAUACACCAUUUAAGGUCAUUGACUCAAACAGGAAAUUUUUGGAAUCUGGUUUCAAGCAACAUGAAGAUAAGUUCCUUAAAAUAAAACCAAAAGAUAAUGACAAACAAGGUGGCACUCAAAAUAGCGGAAGGGGCGGCAGAGCUGGUGCACGUGGAGGUCGUGGUGGUCGUGGUGGUGCACGCGGUGGUGCACGCGGUGGAAGUCAUAGCGGUAAUAAUGGCCCAAGGUUUAUCAAAAGAGAUGCACCAACUAGUAAAUCAUGGACUACACUGGUUGAAUAUUUGAGAAGAAAUGAGCUAUUGCCAGUGGUGAUUUUUGUGUUUUCAAAGAAAAGAUGUGAAGAAUAUGCCGAAACUUUAAGUGGAUUUAAUUUUUCUAACGCCAAAGAAUCAUCAGCUAUUCAUAUGUUUGUUGACAAAGCAGUUUCCAGAUUGAAAAAAGAAGACAGAGAAUUACCCCAAAUUUUGAGAAUGAGAGAAAUGCUUAAAAGAGGUAUAGCUGUUCAUCAUGGUGGUUUAUUGCCAAUAAUCAAAGAAGUUGUGGAAAUUCUUUUUUCUAGAGGUUUAGUCAAGGUUUUGUUUGCUACAGAGACUUUUGCUAUGGGACUUAAUUUACCAACGAGGACAGUUGUGUUCAGUUCAACCAGAAAGCAUGAUGGAACCGGUUUCAGAGACCUCUUGCCGGGUGAGUUUACGCAAAUGUCUGGAAGAGCUGGUCGUAGAGGUUUAGAUAAGAUUGGUACUGUCAUGAUCAUGGCUUAUCAGCAACCAGCUGACAAAAAUAGCUUGAAACAAGUUGCCUUAGGUGUACCCACAAAGUUAACAUCCCAGUUUAGAUUGACCUAUACCAUGAUUCUGAAUUUAUUGAGAAUCGAGGCCUUGAAAGUCGAAGAUAUGAUCAAAAGGUCCUUUGGUGAAAACUCUUCACAAUCCAUGUUGCCAGAUCAACAAAUGGAAAUUUUGAAGCUCGAGAAAGAAUUGCAGCUAGCAGAGCUUCCUGCUCUUGAUACUGAAAAUGUAAACAAACUUGAGUCCAUUUUCUCAAUAUGUUCUGAUAUCUCAUACUUGAGGGAAAAUUUCAUUAAAUCUAUCAUCAAGGGGAAUAAAAGUAAAACUCUAUUCAAGCUAGGAAGACUGAUUACAUUCAGGAAUGACAAGGGAGAGAUGCAUGUCGGUGCCAUCCUUAAUGUAAAUUCUGGAAAGAAUAUCGCAGAUUGCUUGGUUGUUACCUCAAAUUCUAAUAGAGAACAGGCCUCGAAAUUUGCGUCCUCUAACUUAUUCUUUGAUCCGAUAUUCAAUGAAGCUUUCAAUAGACAGUGGACUGAAAGUUGGAAUAUAAAGUUGUCUAAAACCACAUCCGUUCCUACUUCCAGGAUAGAAUUUGUCUCUGAUGAGUUUAUGCCUGUUUCAAAAGAAUUAUUUUCGAGAGAUCAAGCGACGACUCGAAAGACUAUGCACAAGUUAGAGAUGCUGUUUAAAAGGAUAAAUUCAUGGAAAGAGUUUGACUAUCAUCCUUGUAUGAAUGAAACAACUGUUGAAAGUAUCUCGCUCUACUACAAAAAACUCAAUCAACUUGCGGGAAUGUUAUCUGAUGAAGACGUUGUCACUAUGAUGUUUAAAAAUGAUAAUUAUCUCAAAGUUGCAAAUAAAAUGACUAUUGCAGAGAGAAUUGAGACCAUAAAGCAAACUUUGAGUGACGAAAAUCUUGAAUUAUUGCCUGAAUACAACAAGAGAAUGGAGGUCCUGAAAACAUUAAACUACAUUGAUCCAGAGCAGCUUACUGUCAGUCUAAAAGGUAGGGUUGCAUGUGAAAUCAACUCUGGUUUUGAAUUGAUCAUUACUGAAUUAGUUUUCGAAAAUUUCCUCGGUGGCUUCAGUUCAGAAGAAAUCGUAGCUUUACUAUCAUGUUUCGUCUAUGAAGGCAAAAGAGGCAACAAUGACGAUACCGAAGUUAUGUUGGCUACUCCAAGAUUGGAAAAGGGUAAAGAAAGGAUUUGUGCUAUCGUUGAAAAAGUCAUGGAGCUUUCGACAGAGCUGAAGAUUCAACUUACUGCUGAAGAAGACGCCUUCUUAGAAAAUGACAGGUUUGGCUUAGUUAAUACUGUUUAUGAGUGGGCAAGAGGUAGAACUUUCAAAGAGAUCAUGGAGUAUGCUAACGAUGCGGAUGAAUCUGAAGGUACAAUUGUCAGAGUUAUCACGUUUCUUGAUGAAAUAUGUAACCAAGUCAAAAACGCUGCAAUGAUUACGGGUGAUUCAGCAUUGCAUUCGAAAAUGACUGAUGCACAAGAAAAAAUCAAACGUGAUAUUGUCUUUUGUGCAUCACUCUAUUUGUAG